CGAUCCGAUCUGAUCCAAACUCGAAGCCGCCAAAGUUGAGAAUUAAAAGAGGGGGAAGGAACGUAGAUGAAAUUUGACAUUGAAAGACUGUAGCCGAUCAUCAACUUCCAGGGCUUAACCUCCAUCAUAACCGCUACGUCCACCUAACAUAUGCUUCCAUAGCAUCUCCCUUUAUCAUCCUACGCCAUGAGAGCAUUGUUGUUCAAAGUCCACCGAACAAAUACAAUUUAUUCGCACUCAUCACCGAACUCACCAAUCCAAUUUGGCCUGUUCAAUCUCUUCAUUCAAAGAAGAUGGAAAAAACCCGCUGAUACUGCCCAAACCCGCUUAGAGAAUCGAAGCCGGGACCCUAAACUCGACUUACUAACAGCCCAAAUCAGGAAACUCAACAUUGCACUCCACCUGUUCGACUUAAUGUCUCAGAGAAGACGCCCUUAUGUUUCAGUGCAAAUUAUGUCUCGUUGGACCAAUAUAGUUGGUCUUAAUGUUAGUAUUGGUGAUUUCCUUGGGAAUUUCCCGCAUGUCUUCGAGGUCUUUACGCAUUCUGUAAGGAAGAAUAUGUGUUGUAGUGUUACAAGAAAUAUGAUGGCUUUGAUAGAGGAGGAGAAAGCUGUGAUGGAGGAAUAUGAGUUGGAAAACGUUAGGCGGGUUAAGAAGCUUUUGAUGAUGUCGAAAGAGGGUGUGCUUCAUUUACAUGCUUUGCGAUUGGUGAGACGGGAGUUGGGGUUGCCGGUGGAUUUUAGAGAGUCCAUACUAAGGAAGUACGCUGAGGAUUUUAACUUGGUUGAUCUUGAGGUGGUAGCUUUAGUGGAGAGAGAUGAACGUUUGGCUGUAGGGUAUGUAGAACAUUGGAGGGAAAAGGAAUACAAGGAGAAAUGGUUGAGUGAAUUUGAGACUAAGUAUGCAUUCCCUAUAAAUUUCCCUACAGGUUUUGUGAUAGAGAAAGGUUUUAAAGACAAGCUAAAGGAUUGGCAAAGAUUGUCAUAUGUGAAGCCUUAUGAAAAAGAGGUUAAAAGGAUUCGUACCAAAGCUGGGAUUGAGCGUUUUGAGAAAAGAGUUGUGGGAGUUUUACACGAGUUUCUGAGCUUGACAGUUGAGAAAAUGAUGGAUGUCGAAAGAUUUGUCCAUUUCCGCAAGGAUUUGGGAAUUGAAGUUAAUUUUCGUGAGCUCUUGUUAAAGCACCCCGGGAUAUUCUAUAUCUCCACUAAAGGAGAAACACAGACAGUUUAUCUUAGAGAGGCAUAUAGCAAAGGUGGUUUAAUAGAAUCCAACCCUUUCUAUGAUGUCCGAAGAAAAAUGCUGGACCUGAUGCUGCUUGGUAGGCGUAAUACUAAAGAGUUAAAGGUUAAUAAAGAAAGCAACGCGGGCAGAAGAAGUGUAGAAACUGAUAAGAUUGUGGAAGGUACAAGAGACGGAGACUGGGUUAUUCCACUUUUAGAGAGAUCUGACAAUUAGAGUUGCUAUGAAUGUUGCCUUCUACUGAAGUGUUUAUUUAAUACUCCGUAUUAAAAACAUGGAAACGCUGCUAGAACGCAAGUCUAUAGUCAUUAUUCCUUGUGAAUGGAGAUCCAUAAAUCCAUUGAUGUUUCAUGCAAACUGUGGUGAAUUCUAUAGACUUCAUCAUCUGUAGGUGCUGUACGGAAGGCUGUAGUCUAGAUUCUAUUGAUGUUACCCUUAGCUUGGAAAGUAUCUUAUCUUAACUGCUUGAAGAAAGAUGCAGAGGCUCAUAUGGAUGUCUAACUUUGGUUUUGGUAAAGACCCUGAAGAUUGUAGCAGCUUGGCUAGCCAUUAGCCUAAUACAGAAGGAAAAACCCCAAAAUAUUUUAAAGAGGCAAUGAAACAUGAAGCGUGGAGAGAGGCUAUGGGUGCAAAGAUUGACGCACUUGAAGGGCAUGGGUCCUAGAAAAAUUACCUCCGGGAAAGAAAGCACUAGGGAGCAAGUGGGUGUUUACGGAGAAAAGAAAUGAGGAUGGAAAUUUGAUCCGGAACAAGGGUGUUUCAACUACCAGGUACAAAUACAUACCUGGCCUCCAGUAUCUGGCAAGCCAAGAACGUUUGCUUGGCCAAAGUAACCGUGAACUGAGAAUAUCACAAUAUUAAAAAUUGUGGGAAGCCUGCCAAAGAAGUUCUCCACGUUUACUGGGUCUGGUGCCUGGAGCACCUCAGACAGAGAAUGCAUAGUCUCUCUGACUCUUGCUGCUAUGAGUAAAUCAUAGAUGAUGUACCUCAAUUCGAAGUUUUGGAAUGGUGUAUCGGUAGAAAAUGAUGAAAGAAACACAUCAGCAACAACUAGUGCGGCCUGUAGCUUUGCUGCAUGUGUUCCACAAGAGGCUUUGCAGCCUCUUUCUCUGCCCAUAGCUUUGAACUCAAGAACUUUGAUACAAAAUUCAUUCCUUUUCCAAUGGAAGAAGACAGAGUAAGGUGUGGAGUAGAGUGCUCCAGUGCCCCAAAGUCCACCUCUAGUGCAUUUUCAUCUGUGGCCCUAUACUCAGUUGCAGUGAUGCCUUCAACUGUGAGAUGGUGAGCAUUGACUUUAACGUAUUCCCAAUAGCCAGGGUUAGGUCUUACUGCGAAGGCAACAUGAGGAGGAACAACAGCCGCUUCCUGUGAAAUUUCAGAUGGAAGCCUUUAAAAACCUCCUUUCCAAAAGGGAGGAUCAGAAAGCUAAGAUAUAAGAUAAUAGUGUACCUGGGUAGAGCACAAAAUGUAACCAAGUGUUCCUUCUAAGAGUUGAGUUCUUUCAGCAUGGUCAUCAAUGGAUUUCUCAAGCUCGUCCAUAAGAUGAUGAAGCUUCAUCAACCGUUUCCCUUGCUGUAAAUACCUAGCGAAACACCUCUUCAUUUGGUAUCUUCUCUCCCUCAACGCUUCUGGCAUGUUAUCUGCUAUUGAAUCGGAUUUCAUCAAUGCCGGUGAAGCAGCCAUGAUUUAUUUAUAGCUUCUAUACACUUCAGAGGCUGAUGAACUUUUCUUAUAGUUAGAUAACAAAACAGAAAGCUAUGAUAUAUGAAUUGAAGUAGAGACCUGAAUGCUUCAGUAUAUAUAGCUAUAGAGGGUGUAUAGUUAAAUACGUUAAGUGUACGGGAUAGGGCAAGAACAUUCGUUAGUAAGAAAUCCCAGGAAAGAAUGCAUUGGACAAGGGAGAUACCUUGUUUAUACUAUUUUUAGAGUUGUAUAUUUGCUUUAUCUUUUGUGUUUUCUUUCCUUAGUUUCAUUUGUAUUCCUUGCCUGCCCAACUCAUGCAAGUCAUUUUAUACCUGGCUUUAAGUAUGUCUGUGUAUGCAUGUAAUGAAAAUUGGAAAAUUGUAGAUUCAGAUUCC
Messenger RNA from Spinacia oleracea (spinach), 3317 nucleotides. Its product is annotated as protein ROOT PRIMORDIUM DEFECTIVE 1. The transcript is spliced from 9 exons. The record is from RefSeq and is a predicted model, not a curated record. The coding region runs from base 187 to 1455 and encodes 422 amino acids. Gene Ontology annotation, molecular function: RNA binding. NCBI's taxonomy places the organism in Eukaryota, Viridiplantae, Streptophyta, Magnoliopsida, Caryophyllales, Amaranthaceae.